AUGUCACCAUCUGCUCAUUCUUCAUCUGAUAAGAAACAAUCAGGUUUGGCCAGAGUCUUGGGUUCUGCCACUGCUGGUAUUGCAGAAAUUGGUGUUUUCCACCCAGUUGAUACCAUUUCCAAAAGAUUGAUGUCCAACCAUACCAAGGUUACUUCUUUACAUCAAUUAAAUGAAGUUAUUUUUAGAGAUCAAGCUUCUAAACCAUUUGGCAGACGUAUCUUCACUUUGUUCCCUGGUUUAGGUUAUGCUGCCUGUUACAAAAUCUUGCAAAGAGUUUACAAAUAUGGUGGUCAACCAUUUGCUAAUGAAUUUUUAACCAAAAACUUUAAAGAUUCUUAUGAUUCAGCUUUUGGUGCUAAAAACGGUAAAGCUUUGUUGAGUGCCACUGCUGGUUCUUUGAUUGGUAUUGGUGAAGUUGUCUUGUUACCAUUGGAUGUUUUGAAAAUCAAACGUCAAACUAAUCCAGAAUCUUUCCGUGGUAGAGGUUUCUUGAAAAUUAUUAAAGAUGAAGGUUUCGGAUUAUACAGAGGUUGGGGAUGGACCAUGGCUAGAAAUGCUCCAGGUUCAUUUGCCUUGUUUGGUGGUAACUCUUUUGCCAAAGAAUACAUUUUCGGAUUGAAGGAUUACUCUCAAGCUACUUGGUCUCAAAACUUCAUCACUUCUAUCUUUGGUGCUAGUGCUUCAUUAAUUGUCUCUGCCCCAUUAGAUGUUAUCAAGACCAGAAUCCAAAACAGAAACUUUGAAAACCCAGAAUCUGGUGUCACUAUCUUGAAAAACAUGUUGAAGAAUGAAGGUAUCACUGCUUUCUUCAAAGGUUUGACUCCAAAAUUGUUGACCACUGGUCCUAAAUUGGUCUUCUCCUUUGCUUUGGCUCAAUCUUUGAUCCCAGCUUUUGAUAAAUUGUUAACCAAAUAA
This is a messenger RNA of Candida tropicalis MYA-3404, 915 nucleotides long. RefSeq names its product Yhm1p (gene YHM1). NCBI's taxonomy places the organism in Eukaryota, Fungi, Ascomycota, Pichiomycetes, Serinales, Debaryomycetaceae. The record is from RefSeq and is a predicted model, not a curated record. Gene Ontology annotation, molecular function: guanine nucleotide transmembrane transporter activity. The coding region runs from base 1 to 915 and encodes 304 amino acids. The transcript has a single exon. Gene Ontology annotation, cellular component: mitochondrion.